AUGCAAUCGUUUCUGGAACAACGACGGAUCUACAAACAACUCGAGAAGCAAUUCGUCGUCAAACACAACUAUCCUGAUGAUGUUUGGACCCACGAACGCCGAUACUGGUACAGAGAUGGAGGAGGCAUCUCAUCCGAAGAACGAUUUGCAGAUGAUGGGGCUCCAGCAGCCCGACGACGGGAGCAUGGUCAACGUACUAGUAUAAUUCCUGGACCAGCGCUCCAGCCACGACACUCCUUGCGUGCACAUCUCGGUAGAGAAGAGGAUAUCGAACGACAAGAUUGGCAUCCUGCAUUUGAUGUUGAUCCUUUUACUAUCAAUACCAGGGAUACGCUCGGCUCCAGUGUGGAUAUGAUGCUUACUGGUAUAGAAGGAUCCCGGGCACGUGGAGAUGUCAGCACUCCUGAUGGACUUGUGACGGAUAAACAACCCGGUGAAGAGGAGGAGAAGAUUAUAAUCAUCACCUACGAGGGUGACUGUGAUCCUGCCGAUCCGCAUAACUGGUCUAUGCCAGCUCGCUGUGCAAGCACGGCGCUUCUGGCCUUGAUGGGGGGCACUAUCUUGUUCUCGUCUGUCAUCGAUGCCACUGCGUUGACUAGCACGAGGAAGCUCUUCCAUACAGGCUUCGAGGUUGAGUCUGUCCCGACUGCCCUCUUUCUCUUCGGACUUGGAUUCGGUGCACUGAUUACUGCACCGAUCUCUGAGCUUGUCGGUCGAAAUCCAGUUUAUCUUACUUGCUUGCCAUUGUUCAUGCUCUUCGAUAUGGGAGCUGGAAUGUCCCAAAAUUUCACCACCCGCUGCGUUUGCCGUGGUCUCGCAGGCUGGUUCGGCUCCGCGCCUCUGGUCUGCUCGGCCGCUGCUCUAGUCGAUCUAUGGUCUCUUAUCGAACGAAACUACGCAUUUCCUUUCUACUCGAUCUUCGCCUUUCUCGGUGCAACAGUUGCUCCCGUCCCCGGUGCCAUAAUAAACUGGACACACUCAGUCACCUGGCGUUUUGUGGAUUGGACAACCAUCAUGCUAGCAGGAAUCUCAUUAUUCUUUGUCUUAUUCUUUCUUCCGGAAACAUAUAGCCCGGUGAUUCUGCACUGGAAAGCAAAACAACUCCGCCGCCUCACAAAAGACGACCACUUUCGCUCUCCUCUGGAGUUCAGACGCACAACCUUCUACAAGCGCCUUGGCCGAGCCCUCUACCGCCCUACCCUACUCCUCUGGACCGAGCCCAUCAUCAUCAUCUUUUCAUGCUACCUCGCCGUCAUCUUCAUCAUCCUCUACACCUUCUCAGCGGGCUUCAUAUCAGUCUUCUCAAAGAAAUACCAUCUAACAGAGGGCCAAACCGGCGUCACCUUCCUAAGCAUUUCCACCGGCGUCCUCCUCGGAAGCCUCCUGGUUCCUUACACCCAAGUCCUGGUCCGAAGAGACAUCUUCCGCGCUCGCGAUCGUGGCCAAUCACGUCCAGACCCAGAAACAAACCUCUACCUCUCCAUGUUCGGCGCCCCGGCCAUCCCCGUCUCUCUAUUCUGGAUGGGCUGGACGGCUCGCCCCAGUAUCUCGAUGUGGUGCCCGCUCGUAGCUGCCGUUCUUUUCGGGUUUGGCGUAUACUGUGUCUUUGUGUCGAGCUACCAGUAUAUCACUGCGUCGUUUGAGAAUCACGCUGCUAGUGCGCUUUCGUCUUUGCAAAUGUUUCGCCUCGUUGCUGCUGGUGUGAUGGCUGUUUUGGCGGACAUUAUGUACAAUAACCUGGGUGUUGCCUGGAGUAUGACUUUGCUUGGCGGUCUUGCUACUCUUUUCAUGCCUGUCCCGUACAUUAUGUAUAUUUAUGGAUCGCAUAUUCGGAGAUGGAGCCGGCAUGCAUCGAGUAGCGAGGGGUGA
Molecule: messenger RNA, 1869 nt
Organism: Penicillium verhagenii
Lineage: Eukaryota; Fungi; Ascomycota; Eurotiomycetes; Eurotiales; Aspergillaceae
Product: MFS transporter
Exons: 2
Coding region: 1-1869 (622 amino acids)
Biological process (GO): transmembrane transport
Molecular function (GO): transmembrane transporter activity
Source: RefSeq, a predicted model, not a curated record